This is a messenger RNA of Pseudo-nitzschia multistriata, 1041 nucleotides long. The record is from the annotation of a GenBank genome assembly. NCBI's taxonomy places the organism in Eukaryota, Bacillariophyta, Bacillariophyceae, Bacillariales, Bacillariaceae.
CACGAGUUACGUCGUCGUGCUMACAACCAAACCAACCCACGGCUGUCUGUCACAAUUCUUAUUUURCAACGCCAAGAACUGAGAAGAUGAUACUUGACGUUGACGACAGCAGCAUCACAUCUACUAUCAGUAGAAGUGGGCCGGUGGAAUUCGCCGACACCAGCACGAGGAGCGAACGCAGCGGACGGCACGUUUCCUUCAACACCAUGGCCGAGGUCUGUCUCCUGGAACMUCCACCGUCGAACGACGAGGAGAGCACGGGCAYGGAUUCGUCGGAAUUGUGGUGGACGUCCAACGAUUACGAAAACAACAAACGGAAGCACAAGUCAUUGGCGAGGCGUAUGUUGUCUUCGUCUCUCUCCGCUCUGCCCGACCCGAACGAUGUCGACGAAGACGCCGAUGGCUCGUACCGCGGACUAGAACGGCUUCUUGACGGAGGAUACUGCAAGGCCCGCAUGCGUCGCGUCAUUCGUGUCGUUCGCGGGGAACAGGCGAGGCACUUUCUAGACGGCGUAGAGGGAGAGGCCUCGGACCUCGCUAUUGCCCAGGUGUACGGUGCCCUGUGCGUAAAGAGCGUGAACCAGGCCAAGCGCCUGGGCCGAUUCGAUGCGAUGGAGGCCAGGAAAGCCCUCGAGGACAACUGGGAGGACGACGAUGCCACCGCAUCGACGAGCACGAGUGCUUCAGUCGAAGAUUCCUCGGCUUCCUUGCUGCUGGAGGAGUCGGAGGAAUCACCCGCGAUUGACUGCGAUCGCGGCCAAGUAGAAGAACCCAUCAACAACGAGAACGACAAUGCUACUCCAAUUGUAGCAGUCAACAGUAAAACAAAGGGCAAACUGUGGUCAGGACGCCUAUCACUUCGAACGAAUUACAAAUUUUCCAUGUCAAAUGUAAUGAAUCGACGCCCCCAUGCUUGGAUAUAACGACGCAGUGCAGUGCAACGCAAUACAAUACAAUACAUUUCUAUAUACAGCAUCACCGGUAUUGAUCGGUGAAGUACGCUACGAGCUAGCUAGCAGCGCAUAAAAAGACCUAUUAACA